ACAAUGGUUUUGUGGUCAUCAGUGCAUUCUUAAUUCCAAUUUUUUUUAUUAUCGUUAAAUCACAUUCCACCACGCGCAGUCGCAGGCUUCGAACCCAGGUCCCCAGGACAUAAGCUGAGUUUCUGGAUUAAUUAUUUAGCCAUAUUACCACUGAGCCAUUGCUCUCCAAAAGAGAGAAAAUGUGGGGUGGUACAGAGUGUAAGGAAAAUCUGAAGUCAAAACAGCACAGCCAGGCAAAGUGGAAGAAAAUGUACCAAGUCUGUUGGCUUGUUUUCUUCUGUAACUUCAUUAUGUUCCAGUUUGUCAGUUUUUCUAUCCCUGGGCUGAAUGGCUUUCUGUGACAUGAAGUAUACACAACUCGUUAUUCUUUGUUUUUCCUCCCUUGUAUAGGUAUUGACACCUGAUGAGCUUAAGGCAGCAAAGGAAGCUGUUGCAUUUGGCUGCAUCAAAUAUGCUGACCUUUCUCAUAAUAGGACCAAUGACUAUAUCUUCUCCUUUGAUAAAAUGUUGGAUGACAGGGGAAACACAGCAGCCUAUUUGUUGUACGCCUUCACUAGAAUCAGAUCCAUAACCCGACUGGCAAACAUUGAUGAUGUAACCUUGCAGAAAGCAGCUAGAGAAACAACCAUCCUGCUAAAUCAUGACAAAGAAUGGAAGUUGGGUAAAUGCAUUCUGCGGUUCCCAGAAAUCAUUAACAAAAUCCUGGAUGACCUAUACCUACAUACCCUCUGCGACUACCUCUUUGAACUGGCCACAACCUUCACAGAGUUCUAUGACAACUGUUACUGUGUAGAGAAGGAUAGGCAAACUGGUGAUGUUAUAAAAGUGAACAUGUGGAGGAUGCUGCUGUGCGAUGCCACUGCUGCUGUCAUGGCAAAGAGUUUUGCUAUCCUGGGAAUCAAGCCUGUUGAGAAGAUGUAAUUUUGCUACAGUGACCACUGCUUUCAUAAUCUUUUGAUUCAAUUAUACAUCUUAAAUAAAAAGGUUACAGUAAAAAAACA
Rhincodon typus (whale shark) is the source of this 1001-nucleotide messenger RNA. RefSeq names its product arginine--tRNA ligase, cytoplasmic-like. Gene Ontology annotation, molecular function: arginine-tRNA ligase activity; ATP binding. Gene Ontology annotation, biological process: arginyl-tRNA aminoacylation. The transcript has 3 exons. NCBI's taxonomy places the organism in Eukaryota, Metazoa, Chordata, Chondrichthyes, Orectolobiformes, Rhincodontidae. Bases 505 to 921 code for a protein of 138 amino acids. The record is from RefSeq and is a predicted model, not a curated record.